AAAGCCACAGCUAUCUCCCCGUAUCUCCCCGUUAAAAAAAAUCAAUUGUGCACGAAAAAAAGGGGAAUACGCGUAAAAUACAAACACUGGUGACGGUUUGGUUUCGGUGCACGACGGACGGCGACGAGGCGUCCCCGCGUCGUGCGGCGAGAGAAACGGCGGCGACAGGCAGGAGCAGCGGAGAGGGUGUUGUCCUGAUGCUUAAAUGGAAGUGGGUGGGCCUCUACGGUCACACACCGCCAACUUCUCUGUGGAUAUCAUUCUGACAAGCGCCAAUUUGCUCGUUUAUGGUCUGUCUAUCCGGUAAAAGAGGCAUACGACGGGGCUGCGAGGGGGCCGACGGGCCGGGGACGGUCACUGUGUUCUCCGUUAUUUCCGUUAUUUGAGGCUGCUUGAUUGUGCCUGCGCUUGGCACCGCCCUUCCUGGCCGGUGGGUGGUUUCGUCAAACGGGCAGAUCCGCCACGGCCCAGCGCCGAACAUAUAGGCCGUCCUCCGCCUCUGUACCCGGCCGGCCUUCUACCGUGAACUACACCCUCUCCCUCUCGGUAUAUUAAUGCGUUAUGAGUGACUCGAAGAAGGAAUCAUCUGGAACUGAAGGAGGGAAAGCAUCUAAAAAGGGGAAAAGUUCUGGAUCACAGGAUUCCUCUCAGCCCUCUCCCUUGGCUCUGCUAGCAGCCACCUGCAGUAAGAUCGGAGGGCAGGGGGGAGUGGAGGGGGCCCAGGCCCAGGCAGGGGCCCAGCAGAUCCAGGUCCAGGCCGGUCAGAUCCAGCUGCAGGCAGGUCAGCUCCAGGGUCAGAUAGUGGUGGACACAGCUGGGGGUCAGGCCCUGGUGCCCCAACAGUUGGAACUGGUCCCAGCUCAGUUCACAGGGAACGGCUGGCAGAUCAUUACAGCGGCACCUACUAUGGCCAAGGAGAACACCAAUCAGCCUGUAGCAGUGACCGUGGCCACCACCUUGGCUAAUGACAGCUCACCUGGUGGACGCAAGGUGAAGGAGGUGAAGGCAGUAGGUGGGACCAACAGUGUUGCAGCCAAUCAGCAGCAGCAACAGCAGCAGUUCCAGAUCAUCCAGGUUCAGAACCUGCCCAAUGCCGGGGGCGGGGUCCAGUAUCAGGUCAUCCCUCACCUCCAGACUGCAGAUGGACAGCAGAUCCAUAUCAGCCCAGCUCAGACGGCCUCCAUCGGAGCUCUGCCUGAGCAGGUUCAGCUCAUCCAGACCCCGAGCCCAAGUCAGACCCAGGCCAUCCUUCAGCCAGCCAACCAGCAGGCCAUCCUGACAAGUACAGCUAAUCAAACGGUCCCGCUGCAGAUCCGCCCUGCGCAGUCUUUCCCGCUGCAGCUGCAGACUCUGCAGGGCUCCCAGACUCCUGUUAUGACCACAGUACCCAUAAACCUCGGUGGCAUGACCCUGGCUCUGCCUGUGAUCAAUAAUGUUGGAGGGGGCGGGGCUGUCCAGCUUAUCCAAUCAGCAGAUGGCACAUUCUCUGUUGCCAAUGGCAACCAGCUGGUGACAACAGCAGUGUCUGGGGCGGCUCCUCCUACAGCAUCAAGUGGCUCGACAACAGCAGUAGCCGAAGGUGACAGUCUGUCUGAUGGAGCACAAGUGGUUUCUACUGGAUCAGAGGGUGGACCAGCUGACACCCAAGUGCAGAGCAGUGAGGCGGAUUCUCAAAGCCAGACCCAGGCCAACGGACUGCAGAGCCAGACAGAUACAACAGGAACCAUACAGCAGGUGAUCGUGGGCCAGGUGGGCCACCAGUUGGUGCAGCAGAUCCAGCUGCAGCCCCAGGCUCAGAGUCAGGGUCAGCCCCAGGGCCAGCAGCAACCUCAGCACAUUCAGACCCUCCAGUUGGCCCCUGGACAAACCCUCCAGCCCAUCCAGGCCUUCCAGAACCCAGCCCAGGUCCUUAUUCGUACCCCGACUCUGUCCCCCUCUGGGCAGAUCACCUGGCAGACGCUGCAGCUGCCUGGCGGUGUCUCCCUGCAGGGCGGCCUGGGGACAGCUGUGCCACAGCAGCUAACACUGGCCCCGGUGGCUGGUGGGACGACAGUGGGGAGUGGAGGGCUGGUCUCCCUGAGUGGAGCUCCCCUGACGCUGAGCGCAGCCCAGAUCAACCCGGGGUCUGGGGUACAGACGGUCAGCAUCGCAGGGCUGGGCACUGCUGGGGUUCAGGUGCAGGGUGUUCCCCUCACCAUUACUGGUCUACAGGGUCAACCACAGGGUCAGGAUGGAGUCAAAGUUCAGUCGUCUCCCUUGACAGUCGCUGUUGGCAAUGUGGCAUCAGGCUCAUCGAUGAGUCCAGACCAGCUGGGCUCCGUACAAAGUUCUUCAGACCAGGAGGGACCCCCCAGCAAGAGGCUUCGACGUGUUGCCUGCUCUUGUCCAAACUGCAGGGAUGGAGAGGGAAGGAACAGCGGGGACCCCACAAAGAAGAAGCAGCACAUCUGCCACAUGGAGGGCUGUGGGAAGGUGUACGGCAAGACGUCCCACCUUAGGGCCCACCUGCGCUGGCACACCGGCGAGAGGCCCUUCGUCUGCAACUGGAUCUUUUGUGGCAAGAGGUUCACCAGAAGCGAUGAGCUGCAGAGACACCGGAGAACACACACAGGAGAGAAGCGUUUUGAGUGUCCUGAAUGCUCCAAGCGAUUUAUGCGCAGCGACCACCUGUCCAAGCACAUCAAGACCCAUCAGAACAAGAAGGGUGGGGCCGCGGUGGCAAUCAUCACCACCGAUGACAUGGAGGAAGACGCCCCCGAAGGCCUGGGGGCCUCCCCACAGAUUGUCGCUGUGGCGACCCUCUCGCGUGACUCUGACCCUGCUACACCCACCACCUCUAAUCACCUGGAGGAAGAGGAGGAGGAAGAGGAGGAGUUUGAAUAGGCGGCUGACUGCUGUUUCUUUUUGCGGAAGGCUGACUUCCUGUUUUUUUGGGAGUCUUUGCAGGGACUGUAGGGUGGCUAAUUUUUUUUUUCUUUUUCUUUUUUACUUUUAAUCUUACAUCAUUUUAAAAAUGUUGUUCUCUCAUGAAAAGGGACUCAAAAGAGACGGGAUCAUGCGAUGAACAGAAACCGAAAAAUAUAAACUUUACAAUCCAAAAAAUAACUAACACAUAUAAUAACAAAAAUUUAGCCUAAACAUAUGAAAGAUUAGUUUGGCUUUUAUAAAAUGAGUCUAUAAUAAUUCCAUGCGCGGUGGGGAAAGGAAUGUAAGUAGUAUCUAGAUUAGCACAAGACAGGGGGACCUGCUGAAUCUAAAACCAUCCGACAUUGAGACAUUUUCCUAAUCGCAACAGAAUCUAACUCUAUGCACAAAGUUGUGUUCCUGUUUCAUACCUGUCAGACAGUGCUGAGGGUCAAUCAUGGUACAGGACUGUUGCAGAGCAGUGACAGGGCAGGGACAGUCUUGGGAUGGUGUGCGUGUGUGUGCGUGUAUGAAAGAGUGUGCAUUUGUAUUCCCAUGCUGUCAUGGAGAGGAUCUACCUAAUUUGAGAUUUAUUCAUGGUUCAGGUUUAGUCCUCGGAUCAGAUUCAGGUGUUGAUUCCUUUGAGACCAGUUAACGGAUAAACUGUUAUUGAAGAAGAGGGGAUGAUUCUAAAGAAAAAAAAAGAGUAGAAAAAAGCACAUAUAAAAAGAUUUAUGAAUAAUGCAUUCCUAUUGAGGUGCAGUGGCCAUUAGAAAAAAGGUUUCUAUAGAGAAAAACAAUCUAGCUUUCUACAACUUUGUUUGUGUAGUGAAAGCAAUACUAUAAUGACAAUCCUAGUGAAACCAUGUUUACAUUGUUAGGGGAAGUUUUGCUCUGUUAAUUAAAGAAGCCAGUUCGCUCUAAGAUUAGGGAAACCAUCUGAAAGCAGUGCUGUCAUCUGAACAAAGCCGGUUGCUUUGCAGAUACCCCAGAUACCAUCAGAUGGUACCUGGUUUUGUCGGGUGGCUGCACUGUCACUGAUGUUGCAUUUUGCUUUCUGCGCUGUGGUGACGUCCCCCUCCCCCCGCUCCACCCCUCCACCUCUAACCCUGCUCUGUGACCGAUGUACCGCAAUUGCCUUAACACAAGCUGUUGUACAGAGGGAUCUUCAGAGUGAGGUGGAUGGAGAGAGAUGGGAGCUCUCCUGCAUUAUUAGGGGGUAACGUGGAGAGCAGACCACAGCACAGACAAGUAAAGUGAAACGGUGAUAAGAGCUGUGGGGGGGAGGGGGGUGCGGGUCGGGCUAUUUAGCUAUGUGGAUAUUUGAGAUGUUUUCUGGUGGUGUUGCUCUGUGUUAGUUCAGUGCGUACAUACUUUUUAAAUUAAAAGAUACUUUUAUUUUAUAGAAUUUAUCGAUUGUUUUAAAAAAAAUUCCCCUCCCCAGUAUGUUAACACACAGGACCCCACUGUGUAUGGCUAAUUUAUUAUUUAUCCUUGAUUUGUAAUAUUUGCCUUUUGCUGGACUUGUAUUUGUGUGCGUUGAUUCUGAGGUUGUGUACAGCAUGUUUCAGUUUUUUGCCGUAGUGCUGCUUCUCUCUCUUCUUUACUCUUUGUGCUUCUGUUUUUUUUUUUUCUACGUCUGACCAUUGCUGUUCAUUUCUUUAUCUUCUCUUUGCACCAUAACAUGUUUUUGGAGAAAAAUAAAUAACAAAAGAAGAAGAAAGCAAAAAAGUUACUAUUGUUUAAAGUUCAAAAGGUUGAUACCAAACGAAUUUAGAUGUUUUUGGUAAUAUUUUGUGUGACAACCAACUUUUUUUUCUUUGAUAUUUUGUAGUGACAUCUCAUUUGUAAAUCUUUUUCUAAAGAUGUUUGUUUGUCUCCAUGACAUUUGAUAAUGGGUUUUUUGCCAGGUUAGCCUCAAAGGCUUCAGUUUAUUGAUAUUUUUAAAACUGGUUUGUACAAACGUGUUAUGUCAAUAAAAAGAAAAAAAAGGACAACUUCAAGCAGAAAAAAUGCUUUGCCUGCAUAACACUUGACAAUAAAGUGAUUAAAACUGUCUUAAA
This is a messenger RNA of Seriola dumerili (greater amberjack), 4967 nucleotides long. It is a transcript of the gene sp4, whose product is annotated as Sp4 transcription factor. Gene Ontology annotation, biological process: regulation of transcription by RNA polymerase II. NCBI's taxonomy places the organism in Eukaryota, Metazoa, Chordata, Actinopteri, Carangiformes, Carangidae. The transcript is spliced from 7 exons. The coding region runs from base 562 to 2883 and encodes 773 amino acids. Gene Ontology annotation, molecular function: DNA-binding transcription factor activity, RNA polymerase II-specific; RNA polymerase II cis-regulatory region sequence-specific DNA binding. The record is from RefSeq and is a predicted model, not a curated record.